GUUGAGCGUCAGAAAGAGCCAGCACAUCGCUCUCUGUUUUGCUGUUCCACGCACAAGCACUCCGCGGAAUCACACACGUCACCAGCGCCAUUAAGGAAUUAAUAACAAAUAAUUAAAAUAUAUUAGGAUGCGCCAGCUGAAGGGAAAGGUGAAGGAGACGCGCAAGCAGAAGAAGGAGCGCAAGUUGGACAACCUGGAGACCCAGGCCAAAAUCCGGACCGUGGUGCUGCCGGCGGUGGGCGUUCUAGCGGUCUUCCUGAUACUGUUCGUCUACCUGAAAACCCGUCCGGCGGUCCUGUCCUAGUUUAAUGUAGUCUAAGUCAUAACCUUUAAUGAAGAGUGCAAUAGAUUCGUUUUUUACACACAUGUUUUAAGAGUAAAAUUAAAUCUCAAUUCGUCCGUCAAA
Messenger RNA from Drosophila elegans, 406 nucleotides. RefSeq names its product single-pass membrane and coiled-coil domain-containing protein 4 homolog. The transcript has a single exon. The record is from RefSeq and is a predicted model, not a curated record. Lineage: Eukaryota; Metazoa; Arthropoda; Insecta; Diptera; Drosophilidae. The coding region runs from base 128 to 304 and encodes 58 amino acids.